Molecule: messenger RNA, 450 nt
Organism: Cercopithifilaria johnstoni
Lineage: Eukaryota; Metazoa; Nematoda; Chromadorea; Rhabditida; Onchocercidae
Source: the annotation of a GenBank genome assembly
AUGGAAGUUUUGAAGAAUAUUCCGGGUAUUAUUGUAAGACGAGUGGAUUAUAAUAGAAGUAUUACAUUUUUAAAACAAUUGGAAAUCACACAUAAUAGCGAUAUAUUCAUUGGAAUGCAUGGUAGUGGUCUAACACAUUUGUUAUUUUUGCCGGAUUGGGCUGUCAUCUUCGAAUUGUAUAACUGUGGUGAUACGGAUUGUUAUUUGGAUCUAGCACGACUUCGUGGUAUCAAAUAUUUUACAUGGACAAAAAGCGAUAAGGUAUUUCCAGUUGGUGAGGGUAUACAUCCUCAAACGGGUGAGCCACAUGAAAAAUUUCAAAAUUAUCGAUUUGAUCGACUUGAAUUUCGAAGGCUUGUUCUUAUGCAAGUGGAAUAUGUACGACGUCACCCGGCAUAUGUCAUGGAAUUACGGAAACAGAAAAGAAAGCAGCAUAAUGAAGAACUGUGA